Molecule: messenger RNA, 307 nt
Organism: Paraglomus occultum
Lineage: Eukaryota; Fungi; Glomeromycota; Glomeromycetes; Paraglomerales; Paraglomeraceae
Source: the annotation of a GenBank genome assembly
ACCUUUGAAACAUCCGAUCUAUGACGCUGACGCUGAAAUUUGUUUGUUUACAAAAGAUCCCCAAUCUCAAUACAAAAAGUUGCUUAAGGAAAAGGAAGUUAUAACGAUAGAUAAGGUUAUUGGACUAAAAAAAUUGCGUAAAAAAUUUGUUUCGCCCGAAGCGAAACGAAAACUAUGUGAUAACUAUGAAUUGUUCUUAGCUGAUGAUAAAAUCAUAGUAUCUCUUCCAAAACUGUUAGGGAAAUAUUUCUUCAAGCGGAAGAAGCAAGCAGCCGAUUUCUGUGAGGAUGGGAGUGAAGGAUCUUAA